AGUUCUUUGAGCCAUUGGCUAAUUUGCUCAGGAAGAUGGACAGCGAUGUACCGGCUAUGGGAUUCAUAUACGGCGCCUUUUUGGAUGCCAAGCAAGAGAUCAAAACUAAAUUUGAAAAUGAACAAGGAUCUUGUUUUCAGGAAGUGUUGGAUAUUGUGGAUAAAAGAUGGGACAGCAAGUUGAAGGGGCCACUACAUAGGGCCGGAUACUUCUUAAAUCCAUACUACUACUAUGAAAACAAGAAGCAAAUUGAGUUAGAUGGAUCAUUUGAAGCUGGGCUUGUAACUUGCAUGGAAAAAAUGGUUGAAGAUGUUGUCCUUCAAGACAAAAUCAAUGAUGAGCUUGUGGCAUAUCGAAAGGAACAGGGGACAUUUGGAAGAGAAAUUGCCAAAAGGCAGCGGAGAAACAAAAGCUUUGAUCCAGCUCAAUGGUGGUCCAGUCAUGGGUCAGAUUCACCAAAUCUCAGAGUAUUGGCGAUGCGGAUUUUGAGUUUGACAUGCAGCUCCUCCGCUUGUGAGAGGAAUUUUAGUGUUUUUCAGCAGAUUCACACAAAGAAACACAACAGGCUGCUUUAUAAUAAAAUGAGAGACCUUGUUUUUAUCAAGUUCAACUCCAAACUCAAACAAAAGAGAAAGAUGAAAAACAGGGACCCGAUUGUGGACCACACAUUUGUAGAUGUUGUAGAAGAUGAAGAUAAUGAGUGGAUCACAUGUAUUGUGCCUCAUGAACCUGAUGAAGUUGUAGAAGUUGCAGCAUCAACAUCACAAGGAGCAGUUGGUGCAUCAAAAAGAAAGAGAGCGUCCCAAUCUCGCCCUCGGAAGAAGAAAAAACUGCUCCCUGUUUUUCGUGAAGAUGAGUUGGAGUCAGCUAGUUCUUCUUCUGAAUCGGAAGAUGAUGCCAUGCAUUCACCAUCUGGUUCAUCAAAUGAGAGUGAUUCUGAAUAAUUUCCAAGUUGUCGUUGUAUUGUAUUGUUUACUUGUUGGCUUGUUGCCUUGUUGGCUAGUUCAUCUUUAAACUGAUAUGUUGUACUAUUGUCGUCCUAUGGCAGUUGUUGUUGCCCUUCUAGUUUUUUGGACAAGUAAUU
This is a messenger RNA of Triticum aestivum (bread wheat), 1084 nucleotides long. RefSeq lists its product as uncharacterized. Bases 36 to 944 code for a protein of 302 amino acids. The record is from RefSeq and is a predicted model, not a curated record. The transcript is spliced from 3 exons. Lineage: Eukaryota; Viridiplantae; Streptophyta; Magnoliopsida; Poales; Poaceae. Gene Ontology annotation, molecular function: protein dimerization activity.